ACACACGACCACUUCCGACGCCGAGGGAUGCCCUACGCGCGCCCUCUGCCCUUGUUCGGGAACGUGGGCGCUCUUAUGGUCGGGAGGACGAAUUUCUUUGACCUCACGGUCGAUUCCUACAGGAAGUUCGAGGGCCACCCAGUCUUUGGCUUCUUUCAGUUCAUGAAGCCCGUAAUAUACAUCAGAGACCCGCAACUCAUCAAGUUGGUUGCAGUCAAAGACUUCGAUCACUUCGUUGAUCAUCAGGCAAUAGGGUCUGAAAAACUUGAGCCUAUGUUUGCGAGAAAUCUCUUUUCACUGAAAGGCCAAGAAUGGCGAGAUAUGAGAGCCACAUUAAGUCCUGCUUUCACCUCCAGCAAGAUGCGAAAUAUUUUCAAGCUCAUAGAUCUCUGCGGAGUCCAGAUGGCUGAUUUUUUGAAGAGGAAAUUCGAAAAAAGCAAAGACAGAGUAUACGAAGCAGAAAUGAAGGAUUUUUUCACACGGUUCGCCAAUGACGUCAUAGCUACCAGCGCUUUUGGAAUUGAGGUCGACUCUUUAGGGCAACCAGAAAAUGAGUUCUACCACAUGGGGCGAGACCUGACCAAUACUAAAGGAAUCAAAGCUCUUAUUUUUCUUGGAUAUAUGUUUCUGCCUAAGGUCAUGGAGGUUUUAAGGAUUCCUUUUAACAGCACUAAAGUGAGGAAUUUCUUCCACAACCUCGUCCACGACACCAUCAAGGAGCGCCAGCAGAAGGGCAUCUUCCGUCCCGACAUGCUGCAGCUGCUCAUGCAGGCGCGCGAAGGGCAGCUCAAGGCGGAAGCUGGAGACGAGCAGGAGAACAUCUCCGGCGCUAAGCUGAAGAAGCUGACUGACUUCGACAUGACGGCGCAAGCCGUCAUCUUCUUCUUCGCCGGCUUCGACACCGUGUCCACCGCCAUGAGCUACUGCGCCUACGCCCUGGCCCGUCACCCGGAGGUGCAGCAGCGCUUGCAGCGGGAGGUGGACGAAGCCUUCGAGAAGAACGACGGACAGCUCACUUACGAGGCCGUGCAGGAAGCCAAGUACAUGGACAUGUUCAUCAGCGGAGUC
Gryllus bimaculatus (two-spotted cricket) is the source of this 1068-nucleotide messenger RNA. The record is from the annotation of a GenBank genome assembly. NCBI's taxonomy places the organism in Eukaryota, Metazoa, Arthropoda, Insecta, Orthoptera, Gryllidae.